UUGUCAUAGUAGGCCAACUGUAGGCUAUAUGACCCACAUUAAUUUAUGAUGAUGGGUUAUGGGCCUGUGUAAUAACAGGGUCAAAGCAGGCUGUGUGUUAUCGGCCUGUGUAAUGCGUGUGUGGUGUGUGUGGUGUGUGUGGUGUGUGUGGUGUGUGUGGUGUGUGUGAAUUGCUCAAUCGUCGCCAGAGGCUGCAUGUGUCAUUCAAGAGGAGGCUGAACCGGGCGGAGUUCCUGCGGCGCUGGUCGACUGAGCGUAAGGCUUUGGAAUCAGCUGUAGCUUUCUCUGCUCUGCGCUACAGCUAGACUGUCUCUCUCUCUCUCUCCGUACAGCGGGUAGAAUUUCACACCAGAAAGUACAACGCGAUCUCUCUGGACAUCCUCUCUCCAGUCCAGACGGACCUUUGGGAGACCCUUUUGGGGACUGACUGGACUGGGGCUGUCCCCAAAAAGCGACGACGGGGUUUGACACGGAAACUGUACAUUCCACGACCAGAUUUGACACGGAAGGAUACAUUCCACGACCAGAUUCUUGAUGCAGCAUACAAAUAGAUUUAAACCUGAGAAGUAAGAGUUGCAGUUUUAUGAAAAGCGUUGGGACAGAAGCUGCUCCACGCGCAUAGGAAGCUACAAUAAUGAAAAGCACAAUUUGCCAUUAAUCUUAAAAGUAAUCUGAUUUGGAUACAAUACACGGUUCAUUUGAUUCUCGUUUGCAGAGUGAUAAUUUGCUCUAUUAGAAUGAUAAACGUUAAGUGGAGCAACCCGGUCCCUUGCAUUCCCACGAGAAGAGUCGGACAGAAACGGGAAGACUCAGAAACGGGUGAAGAGCUGGUGUCCAAAUGCGCCAGGCUGAGUGAGUCUCCGGGUGACGCGGGGCUCCUCGGUAGCUCGCCAGGGUCACUGCUGUCCCCGGUCCCCUUGAGRGGCCCGACCCAUCAAGGUCCGUGCCGGAUAGGCCAGUUUCUGCUCCUACAUAUGGCUGAUCAGGACAGGAUGCACAGCGCACUCAACAUUGACACCGGAGACGCGCUGGUGUGCAAGGUGUUUGACAUGGGUCUGUACCAGGAGAAGCUCCGGGCCUACCGCAUCCUGCCGGUCCACAGGAACAUCAGCCGUAUCCGAGACAUUGUCCUGGGGGAGCGCUGGGCAUACGUCUUCCUAGAGAAGGACCACGGGGACAUGCACACCUUCGUUAAGAGCUGCAAGCGUUUGGACGAGGGGCCGGCGGCACAGCUCUUUCACCAGGUGGCGUCGGCCGUGACACACUGUCACCAGCAUGGCAUCGUAUUAGGAGACCUGAAGCUACGCAAGUUUGUCUUCUCCGACAGGAAAAGGACCCAUGUGAAGCUGGAAGGCCUGGAGGACUGCAGGGUUCUAGAAGGAGAUGAUGACUCCAUGUCAGACACCUACGGCUGCCCAGCCUACAUCAGCCCAGAGAUCCUGAACGGCUCCAGCUCCUACUCKGGGAAGCAGGCGGACGUCUGGUCCRUAGGGGUGAUGCUCUACACUAUGCUGGUGGGACGCUACCCUUUCCACGACCCAGACCCAGCUACCCUCUUCUCCAAGAUCCGCCGGGGCCAUUGCUGCCUUCCCGAGGGCCUCUCUCCCCGGGCCAAGUGCCUGRUGCGKUCCCUGCUGAGGAAAGAACCAUGGGACAGACUGACUGCCGCCGAGGUGCUUAUCCAUCCGUGGUUCCACACCACUGCCGACAACGCACAGGAAACAGGGGACAGUGAACAGGAAGUGGGCUCAGUGGAACAGACAGUGCCUUCCUGUGAUGUGGAAGAGGAGGAUGAUCUGUUCUGUUGAUUGAUGGGAUGUAUCAACGUGACUCAGCCCCUUGAGUGGAAUCGGAACUAAACAUGCUCAAAUGUUACCUUCAAGAGGGUUUACAUUUUAUUUUGAUUUGUUAUUGGAUAWUGGUCGUAUACUGUUGUGUAUGUACCUCAGACACAAGUUUGUAACUCAAAGUACUGUAGUGUUUCAUCUAUGUGUUAGAUUAAGGGAAUUGUGUGAAGUACUCAACCAUAACUGUGCGUUGUGUGUGUUCACAAUAAGUAAUUUGGUGCUAAAAACCAGCUCACCAUCACAUGAUGAUGUUUUACUAGAGUAGACUAAAGAUACAAUCUGCUGUUCAAACCGACACCCUGACACUGUUUUGGUAAAUAGCUGAGGGAACAACAGAGUAGAAACUCAGGGGCUAAUAGAGGUGUGGGAAAUGAGUAUUUCUACCCUGAGUACUGAACGGACAUCUGACUAUUUCUACCCUGAAUACUGAACUGACAUUGGCUAUUUCUACCCUGAGUACUGAACUGACAUCUGACUAUUUCUACACUGAGUACUGAACUGACUAUUUCUACCCUGAGUACUGAACUG
Messenger RNA from Salvelinus sp. IW2-2015, 2375 nucleotides. It is a transcript of the gene trib1, whose product is annotated as tribbles pseudokinase 1. Gene Ontology annotation, cellular component: nucleus. Gene Ontology annotation, molecular function: ATP binding; protein kinase activity; mitogen-activated protein kinase kinase binding. Gene Ontology annotation, biological process: regulation of MAP kinase activity; positive regulation of proteasomal ubiquitin-dependent protein catabolic process; protein phosphorylation. Lineage: Eukaryota; Metazoa; Chordata; Actinopteri; Salmoniformes; Salmonidae. The record is from RefSeq and is a predicted model, not a curated record.